AUGCGAGCGUAUGAGCUUCUCGAGUCUCGUCUGACUCUAAUUCGGAUUUCAGCGCCCCAGUGCGCCCGGUCUUCUCUCGCUCUUCUCUCGUUCGCUCUCCUCUCUGUCCCUUCUCGUCGCUUCGCUCUCGCAUACUCUCUCCUCGAUCUCUCUCUCUCUCCUCGCGCGCGCUCCGCUCUCGCUCCUCUCUCUCUUGCCUCUCCCGCGCUCUCUCGUCCGCUCUCUCUCUAGAGUCUCUCUCUCGCGCUCGCCGCUCGCUCUCCUCUCUUCGCUCGCUCUGCUCUCCUCUCUCUCGUUCUCCUGUCCUGCGCUCUUGUCUCCUCUCUCUGCCUCUCUCUCUCUCACGCCUCUCGCCGCUCUCUUCCUCUCCUCUCCUCUCUCUUGCUCUCUCUCCUCUCUCGCUCUCUUGCCUCCUCUUUCUCUCUCUAGCUCUCUCUGUCUCUACUCUCUCUUUCCUCUCUUUUCUCUCUCUGUCCCUCUUCUCUGCUCUCUCUCCUUCUGCUCUCUCUCUCUCUCUCUUUCGCUCGUUGUUUCGCGUUCUCUCGCUCUCUUGUCUCUUUCUUCUCCUCUCCUCUUUCCUUUUCUCGCUCGUCUUCUCUCUUCUCUCUACGUCUCUCGUCUCUUCUCGCUCGCUCUCUUCUCUCUCUCUGUUCUAUCUCUCUACUCGUGACCUGUACAGUAAAUGAAUCAAAUGAAACAGUCCACACAACGUGGACAUUUGUCUUUGCCUUCAAAGUUCAACACAAAAUAGAAACCUCAUCAGGAGCCGCUUGUCAUCAAGAUAAUUUAACAUGAACAUGAACUUUACCAAAAAGUGUACAAAAUGCAGUACUGCAGAGAGACAAGAGAGUUCAAAGGGUUAGAUUCCUAGACUAACCAAUUUUUUUUAAAAAAGGUCACAUUUUAAAUGUCAGGCCCAGGACAGUCAAAGCUAAGACCAACAAAGUAGAUGGAUGAAUCCUCUGGAAAUGGAGCAUCUGGAGCCACUGACCUUUAGGACCACAGAUAAAUCAACACAUUCUAGCCUUCAAAACAAAAUCUGUAGCACAGAGGGUUAAAGACAGGUCUGUGAUUAUGGCCUGAAACAUGCACACCCACCCACACGCACACACACACACACGCUCUUCAUCAGUGAUAUAUGUGUGUGUGUGUGGGCAGGGCGACCAUUUUGGUGAGAGCCGAUUCGUUCAAUCCAAAGCCAACAUGUAAAGAAUAUGAAAGAAUGCAUCAGUGAUUUUCUGAAGACGUAAAGGCAGUUAGCGAUGCCAAAAACAGUUAGCGAUGCCGAAAACAGUUAGCGAUGCCGAAAACAGUUAGCGAUGCCGAAACAGUUAGCGAUGCCGAAACAGUUAGCGAUGCCGAAACAGUUAGCGAUGCCGAAACAGUUAGCGAUGCCGAAAACAGUUAGCGAUGCCGAAAACAGUUAGCGAUGCCGAAACAGUUAGCGAUGCCGAAACAGUUAGCAUGCCGAAACAGUUAGCAAUGCCGAAACCAGUCUCUUGAGGUGCGCAAUUGAAAUUAGAACAUCCAAUUAGAAUAUGCAAUUUUGUUGUUUUUCUAUAAAUAAUUGUUUUAAGGCCCUGUUCAUAAACCAUUUCGUGGGUCGUUCCAAAACCACUUGCGGGCAUUUGUUUACACCUUGUUCAGUCAUGUUACCUCGGCUAAAUAACAACCUGGUUACUUCACCAGUAGUCUACUGAAUGUAGCCAUGGUAACAUUACCAGUACAUCUAAACAUCUGGGGACACACAGACAGAAAUGAAAAGGGAUCUCUUCUUCAGGAGAUCAAUGAUCACAGCAGUGAAUGACUCAUCUCUUACAUGUUGUCACUCAAACGGGACACUCUUAAAGAGACAGUGUAGAAUUUAAUGUAAUGCAUCUCAAGAGGUAGUGCUUUUAAACAAUGUAGAAACAUAUUCCACAAAUGACUGAAACAGAUUUCUGUAUCAACAUUAUAGCUUUUUUAUAAUUGCUACCCAUUAAAAAUGUUAAUGUAAAGCUCUCUGUGUGUGUGUGUGUGUGUGUGUGUGUGUUUGAUUGUUGUUAGAUGGGACACACCUAGCUAAUGUCUCUUAGUAGUUGGGCUCCGGGGCAGUAGCCAGCCACUUCUGAGGAGUGGUGCAAUAAAAUGGACCCCCUCCCUCCAGGGACAAUUUAAUUGGCCUUCCUCCUUUAACUCUGGACCUGGAUUUCAUCUUCAAGACACGGGGACACGACACAGUGUUGCAAUCUGAUGGCCAAGGUAGGCAGAGGUUCCUCAUAGCACUGUAUGUCUCGGUCUCAAUCCAACAAGGACUCAAUGACACUCAUCGUGUGUUUCGUCAUGAAUAUUCGAUGAGUCUUCCUGGCUCUUACUGUAGAAAUGAGGUCAGAGGUGGUUACCACAGUAACCACCACUACCUGGCUGACACUAAGCAGUGUCACUGACCGCAGGAAUGGACGUUUCCUCACUGAAAGACUUGUCAUCCACAACGCUAUGGUGCUACCUGACUAAUGGGACAGUCAGAGGUUGAAUCAUUCCCAAACACAGAAGGGGUCAGUCAGUGGUCAUCUUCCCAAAGGGCCAGUUAGUGGUCAUCUGCCCAAAGGGUCAGUCAGUGGUCAUCUGCCCAAAGGGCCAGUCAGUGGUCAUCUGCCCAAAGGGUCAGUCAGUGGUCAUCUGCCCAAAGGGUGAGUCAGUGGUCAUCUGCCCAAAGGGUCAGUCAGUGGUCAUCUGCCCAAAGGGUCAGUCAGUGGUCAUCUGCCCAAAGGGUCAGUCAGUGGUCAUCUGCCCAAAGGGUCAGUCAGUGGUCAUCUGCCCAAAGGGUCAGUCAGUGGUCAUCUGCCCAAAGGGUCAGUUAGUGGUCAUCUGCCUAACUGGCACUGUAAGAAGGUAGAAAGGCCAUCAAAGAAAACAGUCAGUUGAUUCUUCCAGACAUAACCAUACUUCUCAGAUUCCUGCUGCUGCUUUGUAAGCAUUCAUAUUACGUCCCAAAUGGCCCCCUAUUCCCUAUAUAGUGCACUACUUUAGCCCAUGGGCCCUGGUCAAAAGUAGUGCACUAUAAUAUAGGGAAUAGGGUACCAUUUGGGACGCACCCCAGUGUUUAAUCGCUCCAGUGAAGAGAACAUGAUGGAAAACGUUGCCUGUCAGGUUCACUUCUGUUCUGAAGGGGGACAAAGCCCUGUUCUGAAGGGGGACAAAGCCCUGUUCUGAAGGGGGACAAAGUCCUGUUCUGAAGGGGGACAAAGCCCUGUUCUGAAGGGGGACAAAGCCCUGUUCUGAAGGGGGACAAAGUCCUGUUCUGAAGGGGGACAAAGUCCUGUUCUGAAGGGGGACAAAGCCCUGUUCUGAAGGGGGACAAAGUCCUGUUCUGAAGGGGGACAAAGUCCUGUUCUGAAGGGGGGCAAAGUCCUGUUCUGAAGGGGGACAAAGUCCUGUUCUGAAGGGGGACAAAGUCCUGUUCUGAAGGGGGACAAAGUCCUGUUCUGAAGGGGGACAAAGUCCUGUUCUGAAGGGGGACAAAGUCCUGUUCUGAAGGGGGACAAAGUCCCUGUUCUGAAGGGGGACAAAGUCCUGUUCUGAAGGGGGACAAAGUCCUGUUCUGAAGGGGGACAAAGUCCUGUUCUGAAGGGGGACAAAGUCCUGUUCUGAAGGGGGACAAAGUCCUGUUCUGAAGGGGGACAAAGUCCUGUUCUGAAGGGGGACAAAGUCCUGUUCUGAAGGGGGACAAAGCCCUGUUCUGAAGGGGGACAAAGUCCUGUUCUGAAGGGGGACAAAGUCCUGUUCUGAAGGGGGACAAAGUCCUGUUCUGAAGGGGGACAAAGCCCUGUUCUGAAGGGGGACAAAGUCCUGUUCUGAAGGGGGACAAAGCCCUGUUCUGAAGGGGGACAAAGUCCUGUUCUGAAGGGGGACAAAGCCCUGUUCUGAAGGGGGACAAAGUCCUGUUCUGAAGGGGGACAAAGUCCUGUUCUGAAGGGGGACAAAGUCCUGUUCUGAAGGGGGACAAAGUCCUGUUCUGAAGGGGGACAAAGCCCUGUUCUGAAGGGGGACAAAGCCCUGUUCUGAAGGGGGACAAAGUCCUGUUCUGAAGGGGGACAAAGUCCUGUUCUGAAGGGGGACAAAGUCCUGUUCUGAAGGGGGACAAAGCCCUGUUCUGAAGGGGGACAAAGUCCUGUUCUGAAGGGGGACAAAGCCCUGUUCUGAAGGGGGACAAAGUCCUGUUCUGAAGGGGGACAAAGCCCUGUUCUGAAGGGGGACAAAGUCCUGUUCUGAAGGGGGACAAAGUCCUGUUCUGAAGGGGGACAAAGUCCUGUUCUGAAGGGGGACAAAGUCCUGUUCUGAAGGGGGACAAAGUCCUGUUCUGAAGGGGGACAAAGCCCUGUUCUGAAGGGGGACAAAGCCCUGUUCUGAAGGGGGACAAAGUCCUGUUCUGAAGGGGGACAAAGCCCUGUUCUGAAGGGGGACAAAGCCCUGUUCUGAAGGGGGACAAAGUCCUGUUCUGAAGGGGGACAAAGUCCUGUUCUGAAGGGGGACAAAGUCCUGUUCUGAAGGGGGACAAAGUCCUGUUCUGAAGGGGGACAAAGUCCUGUUCUGAAGGGGGACAAAGUCCUGUUCUGAAGGGGGACAAAGCCCUGUUCUGAAGGGGGACAAAGCCCUGUUCUGAAGGGGGACAAAGUCCUGUUCUGAAGGGGGACAAAGUCCUGUUCUGAAGGGGGACAAAGUCCUGUUCUGAAGGGGGACAAAGCCCUGUUCUGAAGGGGGACAAAGCCCUGUUCUGAAGGGGGACAAAGCCCUGUUCUGAAGGGGGACAAAGUCCUGUUCUGAAGGGGGACAAAGCCCUGUUCUGAAGGGGGACAAAGCCCUGUUCUGAAGGGGGACAAAGCCCUGUGAAGAUUGUGAAAAGGUCCCGGGGCAGUGUUCGGUGCGCUAGAACAAUGCUACAUUAAAUUCCAUCUCUACUAAGUUGUGUUCCAUUGAAAGGAGCCCAUCCCAGCAGCUGUCUGACUUUUAAUAUUAUUACACAAUCUAGCUUUUACUUGGCAAGGAAACGUCUCCUCUCUUCUCCUUCGUGCCAGGACGAUCCAUCUAGCUAGCACUCCCUUUCCUUUCAUCAAGAGUAGCUCCUCCAACACACACACACACACACACACACACACACACACACACACACACACACACACACACACACACACACAGGAGAGAGGGGGAGAGAGAGGGGGGGAGAGAGAGAGAGAGAGGGGGAGAGAGACAGAGAGAGAUAUGCUAACUCUGUGUUGUUGUUUUUAUCGCACUGCUUUGCUUUAUCUUGGCCAGGUCGCAGUUGUAAAUGAGAACUUGUUCUCAACUGGCUUAUCUGGUUAAAUAAAGGUUAAAUAAAUAAAUAAAAAAUAAAAUGCCGUAAAGGGGGGUUCAGUGCUUGUGAAUAAUUUCAAAACGGACCAUUCAUUUAGCUAAGGACAACAAUACAUGGUAACAUAAAGCAUUCUCAGUAUCUCAGCCACGAUACAUGGUAACAUAAAGCAUUGUCAGUAUCUCAGCCACGAUCGAGGCAGAAGACAACAGUUGUUUAAGACUGGUGCCAUCCUGUAGGUUAACACACACACCGCCAGCCAGAUGAAGAUCAACCAUCACAGGCCUCAAGCCACAAACUUUGAGCGACUAUGUGCUGCUGGCGGUAUGUUUGCUACGGAGCUGCUGCCGAAAGGAAAACACUCACAGUGGCCCCCCAGUGGCCCUCUUCUCCUCUCCCAGGAAGGGCGCGGUACUCUCUCAUGUGUUACUAUGUAAUUAUGAGCCAUUCACAAUAUGAAUGACACACACACACACACACACAGGGAAAACACUGCUAACACAAUACAUAGCCGCUUAAAUCACAACGGUGCAUCCCAAAUGGCACCCUAUUCCCUAUAUAGUGCGCUACCAUAAGGCUCUGGUCUAAAGUAGUGCACUAUGUAGGGAAUAGGGUGCCAUUUGGGACAAAGUCAGCCAUUUAAAAAGGGUACUACACCUAAAAUGUCUCAGAAUGUCUGCCCCACGUGGAAGAUGGGUGAAUUGCAACAGCACUAGGCUGCAUUCAAAACAAAUCUCCCCGCAUCCCAUUUCCUGUAACAUGGCGGAGACUCGCGUUUCAGCCUUUUAAAUUUCGAACAGCUGUAAAAACUAUAUUUUCUGUUAUUGAGAAGAUAUUUCACAGCGAUUUAGAUGGUACAAUGAUUCCCUACACUAUACAGUGCUUGUUUUCUCAUAGGGCGGCAGGUAGCUUAGUGGUUAAGAGCGUUGUGCCAGUAACCGAAAGGUCGCUGGUUCUAAUCCCCGAGCCGACUAGGUGAAAAAACUGUCUGUGCCCUUGAGCAAGGCACUUAACCCUAAUUGCUCCUGUAAAUCGCUCUGGAUAAGAGCGUCUGCUAAAUGACCAAUUUAUUUUUUAUUUUAUUAUAAUCUGAAAUUGAGCGAACAGUGUAGAAUUUUUGCAACCAGGAAAUGACAGAGCGAUUUCUCCAUUGGCCACUUGACCCAAUUUCCACUAGAUAACACAGCCACAAAGUCAGAACAGCUUUCCCAUUUUGACAACAGAUGCCGUUCCGGCGGGAGAAAUCAAUAGGCGAAUAUCACAGCCAAUCACAACACUGGCGGAUAAGUAAUACUGUGAAACACUGUCAUUCCACUGUUAUUGCAGAUAUAUUAUGGACUUUUCAUGAAAUUACAAUGCAAAAAUUCUAAAAUGCUUUGGGAGAACCAGGUAGCGUGAGUACAUAGCUCCACAGACAGACAGACAUACACUAUAGUUGACUACUCAGACAGUCAGUCCAGUCACUACAGUUGACUACUCAGACAGACAGUCAGUCACUACAGUUGACUACUCAGACAGUCAGUCAGUCAGUCACUACAGUUGACUACUCAGACAGUCAGUCAGUCACUACAGUUGACUACUCAGACAGUCAGUCAGUCACUACAGUUGACUACUCAGACAGUCAGCCAGUCACUACAGUUGACUACUCAGACAGUCAGUCAGCCAGUCACUACAGUUGACUACUCAGACAGUCAGUCAGUCACUACAGUUGACUACUCAGACAGUCAGUCAGUCAGCCAGUCACUACAGUUGACUACUCAGUACAGUCAGCCAGUCACUACAGUUGACUACUCAGACAGUCAGCCAGUCACUACAGUUGACUACUCAGUCAGUCAGUCAGUCACUACAGUUGACUACUCAGUCAGUCAGCCAGUCACUACAGUUGACUACUCAGACAGUCAGCCAGUCACUAUAGUUGACUACUCAGACAGACAGCCAGUCACUAUAGUUGACUACUCAGACAGUCAGUCAGUCAGUCAGUCACUACAGUUGACUACUCAGACAGUCAGUCAGUCAGUCAGUCACUACAGUUGACUACUCAGACAGUCAGUCAGUCACUACAGUUGACUACUCAGACAGUCAGUCAGUCAGCCAGUCACUACAGUUGACUACUCAGACAGUCAGUCAGUCACCAGUCACUACAGUUGACUCACAGUCAGACAGUCAGCCAGUCACUACAGUUGACUACUCAGACAGUCCAGUCAGCAGUCACUACAGUUGACUACUCAGACAGUCAGCCAGUCACUACAGUUGACUACUCAGACAGUCAGCCAGUCACUACAGUUGACUACUCAGACACAGUCAGCCAGUCACUACAGUUGACUACUCAGACAGUCAGCCAGUCACUACAGUUGACUACUCAGACAGUCAGCCAGUCACUACAGUUGACUACUCAGACAGUCAGUCAGCAGUCACUACAGUUGACUACUCAGCAGUCAGCAGUCACUACAGUUGACUACUCAACAGAUCAGUCAGCCAGUCACUACAGUUGACUACUCAGACAGUCAGCCAGUCACUACAGUUGACUACUCAGUCAGUCAGCAGUCACACAGUUGACUACUCAGACAGUCAGUCGUCACUACAGUUGACUACUCAGACAGUCAGUCAGUCACUACAGUUGACUACUCAGACAGUCAGUCAGUCACUACAGUUGACUACUCAGACAGUCAGUCAGUCAGCCAGUCACUACAGUUGACUACUCAGACAGUCAGUCAGCCAGUCACUACAGUUGACUACUCAGACAGUCAGCCAGUCACUACAGUUGACUACUCAGACAGUCAGUCAGUCACUACAGUUGACUACUCAGACAGUCAGUCAGCAGUCACUACAGUUGACUACUCAGACAGUCAGUCAGUCAGCCAGUCACUACAGUUGACUACUCAGACAGUCAGCCAGUCACUACAGUUGACUACUCAGACAGUCAGUGCCAGUCACUACAGUUGACUACUCAGACAGUCAGCCAGUCACUACAGUUGACUACUCAGACAGUCAGUCAGUCAGCCAGUCACUACAGUUGACUACUCAGACAGUCAGUCAGUCAGCCAGUCACUACAGUUGACUACUCAGACAGUCAGUCAGCCAGUCACUACAGUUGACUACUCAGACAGUCAGUCAGUCACUACAGUUGACUACUCAGACAGUCAGUCAGCCAGUCACUACAGUUGACUACUCAGACAGUCAGCCAGUCACUACAGUUGACUACUCAGACAGACAGUCAGUCAGCCAGUCACUACAGUUGACUACUCAGUCAGUCAGCCAGUCACUACAGUUGACUACUCAGUCAGUCAGCCAGUCACUACAGUUGACUACUCAGGACAGUCAGCCAGUCACUACAGGUUGACUACUCAGUCAGUCAGCCAGUCACUACAGUUGACACUCACGUCAGCCCGUCACUACAGUGACUACUCAGUCAGUCAGCCAGUCACUACAGGUUGACUACUCAGUCAGUCAGCCAGUCAACUACAGUUGACUACUCAGUCAGUCAGCCAGUCACUACAGUUGACUACUCAGUCAGUCAGCCAGUCACUACAGUUGACUACUCAGUCAGUCAGCCAGUCACUACAGUUGACUACUCAGUCAGUCAGCCAGUCACUACAGUUGACUACUCAGUCAGUCAGCCAGUCACUACAGUUGGACUAUCAGUCAGUCAGCCAGUCACUACAGUUGACUACUCAGACAGUCAGCCAGUCACUACAGUUGACUACUCAGACAGUCAGCCAGUCACUACAGUUGACUCCACUUACAGGCUUGACAAGGAGUCAAGAGAGAAGAAAAUUGGAGCGUUGUUAUUUUUAAUGAAUAAAAACACUAAGCUUCUGUCUGUGGCAGGUUGGUAGGUGACUUGGUGUUUUUUUUUAAUCAAGAGUAAAAACCGUGACUUGUUUGAUUUGUUAUUUGUUGAUAAAUGACAUUCUUUAGAAAAGCCACCCCCAACACCUUGUCCUUCCUGACACCAAAGACCGUUCCAACUGUGUGCACCAGAUAGAUACAAUGAAUCAAACCCUCUUUUUCAUCCCCUGUAACUGCAAUGGACAACAGCAUGUGUGAUCAUGAGACAUCCUGUAUAUUUCAAAUGGUUGCAACUUGCGUGUAAUGCACAUUCAUUAGCCUACCGAACACACACACACACACGCACAGUGCAGCACACCUGCAUAACUGUGUGUGUCUGUGUGUCUGUGUGUGUCUGUGUGUGUCUGUGUGUUUCUGUGUGACUGUGUUUCUACUCCAUCUCUCACCAGAGGUACUCCAACCCAACACACACAAACAGACUGUUCUCCUCCCAGCAACACGUCUCAGGUACAGGUUGAGACAGGCCUAUGCUGUGGCGUUCCUUCCCCCUGGUGGCUGCGGGCUCAUGCCAAAUCAAGUUCUGACAGAGCUGGGCCUUUAAACAGGCAGGGCUUGGCGCCUCCAGUCUUGUCCUCUUCAUACCUGACAUGUAGCAUCAUGUCUUCAGCAGCUUCUCACCAACUUGGCUCAAUUCUACCAAAAUGCAAAAAGGAGGGUUUGUCUUUUAUUUUAUUUUCUGUCCAGAGGAGAAACACCUGCCUCUUGUUGAAGAAGAAGAAGAAACAGGAAUGAACGGACGUAUAAUCUCCUCCUUGUUAGCGAUUUAUUUCCUGUGAAACCAUUUCAUUGUUUUUUCAUCACAUGUUUUGGAAGACAUGUUUCUGAAAACAUAAUCCAAAAGAGGAAAAAGUAUUUCUGUGUGUUGCAAAGAUAAUUUGGGAAGCAGUGUCGAAAGGGAGCUCUCACUAAGAACAUCAGCGUACAAAAAUCUCUGCAAUGGUUGUAGAAACGUAUGACGCUGCCAUCCCAGGUGUCUGGGUAACGUUGUACUGGGAUGUGACAUGUUUAUCUAGCCAGAUCUGGGAUGGUGGCCAGGGAUAAGAAUCUGUCACUCUUGGGAUUAGCCAAUUCGUUUUUAGAGCUACAGUUUAACAACCAAUCACAUCUCUGUGAUAAGUAGUGAGCGUUGCUACAUCCAAAAGUGAACGUCAACACAUCAACUGCCAUGCUAUCAUUUAAUACGUACAGAGGGGUGUGUUAGCAGAAAAAGUAUUUUAUUAACAAAUACAUUAGUUUUACAGAACUUUUUCUUGCAGUUUUACAGCUAAUUUCCUGCAAUUCUACACAUUUUGCCAUGACUUAUUCCAUGUUAAUAUGAUAUCUGAGUGAGAGUGGCUAACAAAAUCAAUGGGGGCCCCCUGGAGGUCAGGGCCCCUGGAGGUCAGGCCCCCUGGAGGUCAGGGCCCCUGGAGGUCAGGGCCCCUGGAGGUCAGGGCCCCCUGGAGGUCAGGGCCCCCUGGAGGUCAGGGCUCCUGGAGGUCAGGGCCCCUGGAGGUCAGGGCCCCCUGGAGGUCAGGGCCCCCUGGAGGUCAGGGCCCCUGGAGGUCAGGGCCCCUGGAGGUCAGGCCCCCUGGAGGUCAGGGCCCCCUGGAGGUCAGGGCCCCUGGAGGUCAGGGCCCCUGGAGGUCAGGCCCCCUGGAGGUCAGGGCCCCUGGAGGUCAGGGCCCCCUGGAGGUCAGGGCCCCUGGAGGUCAGGGCCCCCUGGAGGUCAGGGCCCCUGGAGGUCAGGGCCCCCUGGAGGUCAGGGCCCCCUGGAGGUCAGGGCCCCUGGAGGUCAGGGCCCCCUGGAGGUCAGGGCCCCCUGGAGGUCAGGGCCCCUGGAGGUCAGGGCUCCUGGAGGUCAGGGCCCCUGGAGGUCAGGGCCCCUGGAGGUCAGGGCCCCUGGAGGUCAGGGCAAGGUUUUUUAAAUUACAUUAUUUAUGACUGAGGCCUCGUGUCCUCAUAUGUAGCUAUGGCCCAUUAUAGCCUGGGUAACCUCCUAAUGCCACUACUGCUGUAUAACGGUGUUCCAUUAUAGCCUGGGUAACCUCCUAAUGCCACUACUGCUGUUUAACGGUGUUCCAUUAUAGCCUGGGUAACCUCCUAAUGCCACUACUGCUGUUUAACGGUGUUCCAUUAUAGCCUGGGUAACCUCCUAAUGCCACUGCUGCUGUAUAACGGUGUUCCAUUAUAGCCUGGGUAACCUCCUAAUGCCACUGCUGCUGUAUAACGGUGUUCCAUUAUAGCCUGGGUAACCUCCUAAUGCCACUGCUGCUGUUUAACAGUGUUCCAUUAUAGCCUGGGUAACCUCCUAAUGCCACUACUGCUGUUUAACGGUGUUCCAUUAUAGCCUGGGUAACCUCCUAAUGCCACUACUGCUGUUUAACGGUAUUCCAUUAUAGCCUGGGUAACCUCCUAAUGCCACUGCUGCUGUAUAACGGGGUUCCAUUAUAGCCUGGGUAACCUCCUAUUGUUCAGGGAAGAAAACACGGUCAAUAAUAAUAAUAAAAACCAGUUUGAAAAUGGGCCUUUUCCAGACUGCAGCAUUAUGGAGAAAUAAUUUAUUUUAAACCCUGGCUUCUUUCUUUCCCUUCUCCCUGAUGUUGUUUCCCAGCUGUAUGUUUGAGGGCUUGUGUCUCUCAGUUCGGGGCGAGUCUAGACAGGUUCGUUGACAUAAACAAGUCUCAGCCCCAUCUCUAAGGCGUGGGACGAGCCCUGGCCCCGCAGAUGUUCCCGGGACAGGUUGCGUCUUGCCUAACGCUGUUCCCAGGAACACUCUUCUCUUUGAGCGGUUGGUUCUCUGAGAGGGCCCUCCUCCUGCGGUGAAAUGGGAGACGCCACGGCAGUCGAGAGCUAAAGCUCAACUCCCUCAGAACAAAGACGGAGCACCGAGGCACGCGAACGUACACACACACACAGAGCUCUCUCACACCCCGUGCCAGCCCGGAGCGCAGGGAUCAGCAGAGAGGUUUCCACACUUCUCUCCAGGUCCUCAAUCCAUUACAGUAAUCCUCCCCCCGAGCCCUACACAGCCCAGACCAUCAUCACAUUCCUCCACUCUACCUGAGACCUAGGAAGUGGCUCAAACGGCACCCUAUUCCCUGUGUAGUGCACAACUGUUGAUCAGGGCUAGUUGAGGCAACAGUUUGGCUCUUGUCAAAAGUAGUGCACUACAAAGGCAAAAUGGUGCCGUUUGGUACGCAAGCCUAGCCUACCUGGUGGCAGGUAAAACACUAGACAAACCCCACCUCACGCUGUUCAACCUCACACUAGACAAACCCCACCUCACGCUGUUCAACCUCACACUAGACAAACCCCACCUCACGCUGUUCAACCUCACACUAGACAAACCCAAUCUCACGCUGUUCAACCUCACACUAGACAAACCCCACCUCACGCUGUUCAACCUCACACUAGACAAACCCCACCUCACGCUGUUCAACCUCACACUAGACAAACCCCACCUCAAGCUGUUCAACCUCACACUAGACAAACCCCACCUCAAGCUGUUCAACCUCACACUAGACAAACCCCACCUCACGCUGUUCAACCUCACACUAGACAAACCCCACCUCACGCUGUUCAACCUCACACUAGACAAACCCCACCUCACGCUGUUCAACCUCCCACUAGACAAACCCCACCUCACGCUGUUCAACCUCACACUAGACAAACCCCACCUCACGCUGUUCAACCUCACACUAGACAAACCCCACCUCACGCUGUUCAACCUCGCACUAGACAAACCCAAUCUCACGCUGUUCAACCUCACACUAGACAAACCCCACCUCACGCUGUUCAACCUCACACUAGACAAACCCCACCUCACGCUGUUCAACCUCACACUAGACAAACCCCACCUCACGCUGUUCAAGCUCACACUAGACAAACCCCACCUCACGCUGUUCAAGCUCACACUAGACAAACCCCACCUCACGCUGUUCAACCUCACACUAGACAAACCCCACCUCACGCUGUUCAAGCUCACACUAGACAAACCCCACCUCACGCUGUUCAACCUCACACUAGACAAACCCCACCUCACGCUGUUCAACCUCACACUAGACAAACCCCACCUCACGCUGUUCAACCUCACACUAGACAAACCCCACCUCACGCUGUUCAACCUCACACUAGACAAACCCAAUCUCACGCUGUUCAACCUCACACUAGACAAACCCCACCUCACGCUGUUCAACCUCACACUAGACAAACCCCACCUCACGCUGUUCAACCUCACACUAGACAAACCCCACCUCACGCUGUUCAAGCUCACACUAGACAAACCCCACCUCACGCUGUUCAACCUCACACUAGACAAACCCAACCUCACGCUGUUCAACCUCACACUAGACAAACCCCACCUCACGCUGUUCAACCUCACACUAGACAAACCCCACCUCACGCUGUUCAACCUCACACUAGACAAACCCAACCUCACGCUGUUCAACCUCACACUAGACAAACCCCACCUCACGCUGUUCAACCUCACACUAGACAAACCCCACCUCACGCUGUUCAACCUCACACUAGACAAACCCCACCUCACGCUGUUCAACCUCACACUAGACAAACCCCACCUCACGCUGUUCAACCUCACACUAGACAAACCCCACCUCACGCUGUUCAACCUCACACUAGACAAACCCCACCUCACGCUGUUCAACCUCACACUAGACAAACCCCACCUCACGCUGUUCAACCUCACACUAGACAAACCCAAUCUCACACUGUUCAACCUCACACUAGACAAACCCAACCUCACGCUGUUCAACCUCACACUAGACAAACCCAAUCUCACGCUGUUCAACCUCACACUAGACAAACCCCACCUCACGCUGUUCAACCUCACACUAGACAAACCCCACCUCACGCUGUUCAACCUCACACUAGACAAACCCCACCUCACGCUGUUCAACCUCACACUAGACAAACCCAAUCUCACGCUGUUCAACCUCACACUAGACAAACCCCACCUCACGCUUUUCAACCUCACACUAGACAAACCCAAUCUCACGCUGUUCAACCUCGCACUAGACAAACCCCACCUCACGCUGUUCAACCUCACACUAGACAAACCCAAUCUCACACUGUUCAACCUCACACUAGACAAACCCAACCUCACGCUGUUCAACCUCACACUAGACAAACCCAAUCUCACGCUGUUCAACCUCACACUAGACAAACCCCACCUCACGCUGUUCAACCUCACACUAGACAAACCCCACCUCACGCUGUUCAAGCUCACACUAGACAAACCCAAUCUCACGCUGUUCAACCUCACACUAGACAAACCCAACCUCACGCUGUUCAACCUCACACUAGACAAACCCAAUCUCACGCUGUUCAACCUCACACUAGACAAACCCAACCUCACGCUGUUCAACCUCACACUAGACAAACCCAAUCUCACGCUGUUCAACCUCACACUAGACAAACCCCACCUCACGCUGUUCAACCUCACACUAGACAAACCCCACCUCACGCUGUUCAACCUCACACUAGACAAACCCCACCUCACGCUGUUCAACCUCGCACUAGACAAACCCCACCUCACGCUGUUCAACCUCACACUAGACAAACCCCACCUCACGCUGUUCAACCUCACACUAGACAAACCCCACCUCACGCUGUUCAAGCUCACACUAGACAAACCCAACCUCACGCUGUUCAACCUCACACUAGACAAACCCCACCUCACGCUGUUCAACCUCACACUAGACAAACCCCACCUCAUGCUGUUCAACCUCACACUAGACAAACCCCACCUCACGCUGUUCAACCUCACACUAGACAAACCCCACCUCACGCUGUUCAACCUCACACUAGACAAACCCCACCUCACGCUGUUCAACCUCACACUAGACAAACCCCACCUCACGCUGUUCAACCUCACACUAGACAAACCCCACCUCACGCUGUUCAACCUCACACUAGACAAACCCCACCUCACGCUGUUCAACCCAUGAAUAUACAGUAGCUGCAAAGAGAAAACAGCCAAAUAGCAAAUAGUUAAACUGAACAAAAAUAUAAACACAACAUGCAACAAUUUCAAAGAUUUUACUGAGUUACAGUUCAUAUAAGGAAAUCAGUCAAUUUAAAUAAAUAAAUUUGGCUGUAAUCUAUGGAUUUCACAUGACUGGGAAUACAGAUAUGCAUCUGUUGGUCACAGAUACCUUAAAAAAAAAAUAGGGUCGUGGAUCAGAAAACCAGUCAGUAUCUGGUGCGACCACAAUUUGCCUCAUGCAGCGCGACACAUCUCCUUCAUAUAGAGUUGAUCAGGCUGUUGAUUGUGGCCUGUGGAAUGUUGUCCCACUCCUCUUCAAUGGCUGUGUGAAGUUGCUGGAUAUUGGCGGGAACUGGAACACGCUGUCGUACACGUCAAUCCAGAGCAUCCCAAACAUGCUCAAUGGGUGACAUGUCUGGUGAGUAUGCAGGCCAUGGAAGAACAGGGACAUUUUCAGCUUCCAGGAAUUGUGUACAGAUCCUUGCAACAUGGGGCUGUGCAUUAUCAUGCUGAAACAUUUAUUUAUUUAUUUCACCUUUAUUUAACCAGGUAAGCCAGUUGAGAACAGGUUCUCAUUUACAACUGCGACCUGGCCAAGAUAAAGCAAAGCAGUGCAAUAAAAACAACACAGAGUUACAUAUGGGGUAAAAAAUAUAAAGUCAAAAAUACAACAGAAAAUAUAUAUACAGUGUGUGCAAAUGUAGCAAGUUAUGGAGGUAAGGCAAUAAAUAGGCUAUAUAGUGCAGAAUAAUUACAAUAGUAUUAACACUGGAAUGCUAGAUGUGCAAGAGAUUAUGUGCAAAUAGAGAUACUGGGGUGCAAAAGAGCAAAAUAAAUAACAAUAUAGGGAUGAGGUAGUUGGGUGGGCUAAUUUCAGAUGGGCUGUGUACAGGUGCAGUGAUCGGUAAGGUGCUCUGACAACUGAUGCUUGGGGUGAUGGCGGCUGAUGAAUGGCACGACAAUGGCCCUCAGGAUCUCAUCACGGUAUCUCUGUGCAUUCAAAUUGCCAUUGAUAAAAAUGCAAUUGUGUUCGUUGUCCAUAGCUUAUUCCUGCCCAAAACAUAACCCCACCGCCACCAUGGGGCACUCUGUUCUCAACACUGACAUCAGCAAACUGCUCGACCACACGACACCAUACACAUUGUCUGCCAUCUGCCCAGUACAGUUGAAACCAGGAUUCAUCCAUGAAGGGCACAUUUCUCCAGCAGGCCAGUGAGCAUUUGCCCACUGAAGUCGGUUACGACGCCGGACUGCAGUCAGGUCAAGACCCUGGUGAGGACAACGAGCACGCAGAUGAGCUUCCCUGAGAUGGUUUCUGACAGUUUGUGCAGAAAUUCUUUAGUUGUGCAAACCCACAGUUUCAUCAGCUCUCCAGGUGGCUGGUCUCAGACGAUCCCGCAGGUGAAGAAGCCAGAUGUGGAGGUCCUGGACUGGUGUGGUUACACGUGGUCUGCGGUUUUGAGGACGGAUGGAUGUUUUGCCAAAUUCUCUAAAAUUAUAGAGGUGGCUUGUGGUAGAGAAAUUAACUUUCAAUUAUCUGGCAACAGCUCUGUUUGGCAUUCCUGCAGUCAGCAUGCCAAUUGCACGCUCCCUCAAAACAUGAGACAUCUGUGGCAUUGUGUUGUUUAACAAAACUGCACAUUUUAGAGUGGCACAAGGUGCACCUAUGUGAUGAUCAUGCUGUUUAAUCAGCUUCUAGAUAUGCCACACCUGUCAGGUGGAUGGAUUAUCUUGGCAAAGGAGAAACACUCACUAAAAGGGAUGCAAAGACAUUUGUGCCCAAAUUGAGAGAAAUAAACUUUUUGUGCGUAUGGAAAAUGUCUAGGAUCUUUUAUUUCAGCUCAUGAAACAUGGGACCAACACUUUAAAUGUUGCGUUUUAUAUUUUUAUUCAGUAUAUAUAUAUAUACUGAUGCACCUAGGGCAUUUGUCUUUGGGUCAUUGAACCACACCAUAAAGGACAGCGUAUGUUUUGUCUCAUUGAACCACACCAUAAAGGACAGAGUAUGUUUUGUCUCAUUGAACCACACCAUAAAGGACAGAGUAUGUUUUGUCUCAUUGAACCACACCAUAAAGGACAGAGUAUGUUUUGGCUCAUUGAACCACACCAUAAAGGACAGAGUAUGUUUUGUCUCAUUGAACCACACCAUAAAGGACAGAGUAUGUUUUGUCUCAUUGAACCACACCAUAAAGGACAGAGUAUGUUUUGUCUCAUUGAACCACACCAUAAAGGACAGCGUAUGUUUUGUCUCAUUGAACCACACCAUAAAGGACAGAGUAUGUUUUGUCUCAUUGAACCACACCAUAAAGGACAGAGUAUGUUUUGUCUCAUUGAACCACACCAUAAAGGACAGAGUAUGUUUUGGCUCAUUGAACCACACCAUAAAGGACAGAGUAUGUUUUGGCUCAUUGAACCACACCAUAAAGGACAGAGUAUGUUUUGUCUCAUUGAACCACACCAUAAAGGACAGAGUAAGACAGAACACACAGAGACAGAACACAGAACACACAGAGACAGAACACAGAACACACAGAGACAGAACACAGAACACAGAUCACACAGAGACAGAACACAGAACACACAGAGACAGAACACAGAACACAGAUCACACAGAGACAGAACACAGAACACACAGAGACAGAACACAGAACACACAGAGACAGAACACAGAACACACAGAGACAGAACACAGAACACACAGAGACAGAACACAGAACACAGAACACACAGAGACAGAACACAGUGCACUAAGGGGCCGAUUCAGACGUAGGAAUUUACACCUUUCCUACGCACUUCUCAGUAUUUGGUAUUCAGACGUACCUUAUUCAGUCAGCUUGCGCACUCUGAAUGAAUGUAAUUCAACCGCUGAAAACCCUACCACUUGCUGGCCAACAGAUAUUCUCGUGGAGUUUUUAUUUAAUAAGGUUUUCAGAACAUUUAUCUUAAGCCAUCCCUUUAAAUACGGUGAACCUUUUUAGUUAGAAUUUUGUCGACAGACUCACUAGAAUAUAUAGAGAGAAUGGGUUCAGAAUAUUAGGGAUCAAUGAAAGAAAGCCAUCUAAAUAUAUGCACAUUCGUCUGCGUUUCAGCACCAAUUGGUAGAUGUAAAAAUACUGUGAUCUUGUAGAUUAUUUAGGUUUAGGAGAGUAUUCGAGUUAAAAGAGCCUUGGAGAGCCUUUACUCACAAAAGAAAGAAACGGUGGUUUGAUUCAUUCUGAAAAUUGCCACAUUCAGUUCUUCAACCCAUGGUGCUGUUGGAAGAUUAGUGUACAUAGAGUUAUAAUAGGGAGAAUAGUGUCCAAUAGUAGGCUACACCCUCGUCUGUUGCCUGCACUAACCAUGGAAAUGUGUGAUGACAGGGCCAAGUAUCUCACCAUGCAUCAGGUUCAAACUGUUAGGGCCUUGUCUGCGCUCCACAAAAAUGUCUAUUUUUUUUUUAAAUCAUCAACUUUACAAAGGAAGCAAAUGAAGGUGAACUAAACAAUGUAAUUCAAUGGAAUGAUAAUGUAGGCUAUACCAACUGAAGGAACUAAUAAUGUAAUUAAAUGUAAUGAUAAUGUAGGCUAUACCAACUGAAGGAACUAAUAAUGUAAUUAAAUGGAAUGAUAAUGUAGACUAUACCAACUGAAGGGAACUAACAAUGUAAUUAAAUGGAAUGAUAAUGUAGACUAUACCAACUGAAAGGAACUAAUAAUGUAAUUAAAUGGAAUGAUAAUGUAGACUAUACCAACUGAAAGGAACUAGCAGUAAAUUGGCAGUUGAAUGUGUUGUUAUUAGGACUACCGAUGGUCCAUACUGAUAGUGGAUAAUAUUUAUCAUAGAAACAGGAAACAGAGGAAGUCGGGAUAGACUAUAAUUAAGACAUUAGAGAUCCCUGCAAGUUAAAAGGCCGUACAAUUUAAAUUCUGAUGGAACAGCAUUUCAUCAACUUUACUUCGGGAAAGUUGAUAUGCUUCAGUUUGCUGCCAUAUGACUGGUUUCACGUGUGUCUCCAGCGGUUAUAAGGUAAAAUAGGUCUAAAACAAGUGUCAUUUAUAUUUACAAUCCCCUUUCUCCCAACAGAUUACUCAUUUACCCAGCUUUUAUCAAUAGCUCUUAAUCAAGUCGUAAAUUACAGUGCAUGGAGAAUAUUUUUUUCUGAUUAGAAAUAACACCAAAGUAGAUGCUUUUUCCACUUGGAACCGGCAGGGAAUUAAGUAAACUCGGGUCGGACUUUCCCCCUAACCCCCCACAGCCAGCCCGGCUAAAGGGCCAGCUCUAUGUGCAGGGUAAAACAGAGUAAAGCUGGGGUGGUAACGUCUACAGUGGCCUUGUGCCAUAAGACUAUCAGACCGGUGACUGAGACUAUCAGACCGGUGACUGAGACUAUCAGACCGGUGACUGAGACUAUCAGACCGGUGACUGAGACUAUCAGACCGGUGACUGAGACUAUCAGACCGGUGACUGAGACUAUCAGACCGGUGACUGAGACUAUCAGACCGGUGACUGAGACUAUCAGACCGGUGACUGAGCUAGACCGGUGACUGAGCUAGACCGGUGACUGAGCUAGACCGGUGACUGAGCUAGACCGGUGACUGAGCUAGACCGGUGACUGAGCUAGACCGGUGACUGAGCUAGACCGGUGACUGAGCUAGACCGGUGACUGAGCUAGACCGGUGACUGAGCUAGACCGGUGACUGAGCUAGACCGGUGACUGAGCUAGACUCUAGCCAUUCUGUGUAGCUUCCAGGAGCUUAGAGAGGCAGCAGGACAGUGACCCUGUGCCUACAGUUACGAACAACAACUCCAUUCAGAAUAUUAAGCAGCAGCCGACCUGUUGGCUAUUGGUCGGUGGCAGCAGCCUACCUGUUGGCUAUUGGUCGGUGGCAGCAGCCUACCCGUUGGCUAUUGGUCGGUGGCAGCAGCCUACCCGUUGGCUAUUGGUCGGUGGCAGCAGCCUACCUGUUGGCUAUUGGUCGGUGGCAGCAGCCUACCUGUUGGCUAUUGGUCGGUGGCAGCAGCCUACCUGUUGGCUAUUGGUCGGUGGCAGCAGCCUACCUGUUGGCUAUUGGUCGGUGGCAGCAGCCUACCUGUUGGCUAUUGGUCGGUGGCAGCAGCCUACCCAUUGGCUAUUGGUCGUUGUAGUCCAUCCUUCUCCUUUAACUUUUCAUUCCAUAAUUUUAAUUGCAUCUUCUAUUGAUUAAAUACGGUGCCUUCAGAAAGUAUUCAUACCCCUUGACUUAUUCCACAUUUUGUUGUUUCAGCCUGAAUUCAAAAUGGAUUAAAUAGUUUUUUCACCCAUCUACACACAAUACCCCAUAAUGAAAAAGCAAAAAAACAGGUUUAUAGAAAUGUAUUCAAGUCUUGCCAUAGAUUUUCAAGUAGAUUUAAGUCAAAACUGUAACUCGGCCACUCAGGAACAUUCACUGUCUUCUUGGUAAGCAACUCCAGUGUAGAUUUGGUCUUGUGUUUUAGGUUAUUGUCCUGCUGACAGGUGAAUUCAUCUCCCAGUGUCUGGUGGAAAGCAGACUGAACCAUUCCGUUUCUUUUUUUUAUCCUGAAAAACUGCCGCGUCCUUAACGAUUACAAGCAUACCCAUAACAUGAUGCAGCCACCACUAUGCUUGAAAAUAUGGAGAAUGGUACUCAGUAAUGUGUUGUUUUGGAUUUGCCCCAAACUAUAAUACUUUGUAUUCAGGGCAAAAAGUUAAUUCCUUUGCUACAUUUUCUGCAGUAUUACUUUAGUGCCUUGUUGCAAACAGGAUGCAUGAAUAUUUAGAAUAUUUGUAUUCUGUACAGGCUUCCUUCUUUUCACUCUGUCAUUUAGGUUAGUAUUGUGUAGUUACUACAAUGUUGUUGAUCCAUCCUCAGUUUUCUCCUAUCACAGCCAUUAAACUCUGUAACUGUUUUAAAGUCACCAUUGGCCUCAUGGUGAAAUCCCUGAGCUGUUUCCUUCCUCUCCGACAACUGGGUUAGGAAGGACGCCUGUAUCUUUCUAUUGACUGGGUGUAUUGAUACACCAUCCAAAGUGUAAUUAAUAACUUCACCACGCUCAAAGGGAUAUUCAAUGCUUUAUUCUACCAAUCGGUGCCCUAUUUAGCGAGGCAUUGGGAAACCUCCCUGGUCUUUGCCCUAUUUAGCGAGGCAUUGGGAAGCCUCCCUGGUCUUUGCCCUAUUUAGCGAGGCAUUGGGAAGCCUCCCUGGUCUUUGCCCUAUUUAGCGAGGCAUUGGGAAGCCUCCCUGGUCUUUGCCCUAUUUAGCGAGGCAUUGGGAAGCCUCCCUGGUCUUUGCCCUAUUUAGCGAGGCAUUGGGAAGCCUCCCUGGUCUUUGCCCUAUUUAGCGAGGCAUUGGGAAGCCUCCCUGGUCUUUGCCCUAUUUAGCGAGGCAUUGGGAAGCCUCCCUGGUCUUUGCCCUAUUUAGCGAGGCAUUGGGAAGCCUCCCUGGUCUUUGCCCUAUUUAGCGAGGCAUUGGGAAGCCUCCCUGGUCUUUGUGGGUGAAUCUGUGUUUGAAAUUCACUGCUCGACUGAGGGACCUUACAAAUAAUUGUAUAUGUGGGGUACAGAGACGAGGUAGUUGGUCAAAAUUAAUGUUAAACACUAUUAUUGCACACAGAGUGAGCCCAUGCAACUUAUUAUGUGACUUGUUAAGCACAUUUUUACUCCUGAACUUAUUUAGGCUUGCCAUAACAAAGGGGUUGAAUACUUACUGACUCAAGACAUUUCAGCUUUUGAUUUUUUAUUAAUUUGUAAGUCAUAAUUCCACUCUGACAUUAUGGGGUAUUGUGUGUAGGCCGGUGACAGAACAUCGACAUUUAAUCCAUUUUAAAUUCAGGCUGUAAAACAACAAAACUUGGAAAAACUCAUGGGGUGUGAAUACUUUCUGAAGGCACUGUAUCUCCUCACUUUAGCCCCACAGAGGCUCUAGGGCUGUAGCCUAGUGGCGCUUUGAUGACUUCUGAUUGGCCAACAACAACAACAAGCUACACGCGCCACUCUGAUUGGCCAACAACAACAAGCUACACGCGCCACUCUGAUUGGCCAACAACAACAAGCUACACGCGCCACUCUGAUUGGCCAACAACAACAACAAGCUACACACGCCACUCUGAUUGGCCAACAACAACAACAAGCUACACGCGCCACUCUGGUGUUGCCAACAACAACAACAAGCUCCACGCGCCACUCUGAUUGGCCAACAACAACAACAACAAGCUACACGCGCCACUCUGGUGAAAAGCAAAAGGGCAGCAGCAUAAAUUAUACAAUUUCUCUCUCUACUGCAGCAGUCGCGUCCGGAUCUGUACGGGUCCAUCCGGACAAGUCAUUUAAAAAUUACACAUACCCGAGACCCGUGACAAUCAUAUCAGAUCUGACCCGUGACAUUAUUUAGAAUUCCCUGGAUCCGGAUCCACUCGGCUCCCACAUCGGGUCUCGGGUACUCGGGUCCGGGUGGAUCCGUGAACACCUCUAGCAUGAGGUGUUGAAAGCAAUUUAGAAACUUUCACUCAAUAAAUAAAAAUAAAAAAAUCACAUUGAAUUCGACAGAUCAGACUAAUUGAAUAAAACAGGUUGAAUGAAACAAAGUAUAAUUUUCUAAUAAUUCCAAUCAAUAAAAGCACUUCAGAUGAACAAAGGCGUCGUCCCACUUUUUUUUUUAGUGUGCAUUGGUUUCCAGUCCAGUUCUAUUAUGCAUCCUCCUAUUGUGUAUGGAAGACAGCCUAAGCAUUAUAUAGGCCAAAGGUCAUUGGCUUAAUCUUCCUCAUGAUGAGCUCAGACCAAAGCAUCAGGUAAACCAAUAUUGCAUCAUGUGUUAUGACUGUUGUGACUUUAUGAUCCAGAGUAGACUCUUCCCUGUUCUCUCCACACACAGACAGACCACCGUUGUUUCUGUGCUGUAGAGUUGAGAAGGACGAGAGAGAGGCAGCGUUGGAAUUGGGUAAAUGUCACUAUCCCACGGUCGUUGUAGCCAAUGAGCUGGCUGAGAUGGCCCCAGAGUACUCCCCGAGUCCCGCCUGUUGA
This is a messenger RNA of Coregonus sp. 'balchen', 23160 nucleotides long. Lineage: Eukaryota; Metazoa; Chordata; Actinopteri; Salmoniformes; Salmonidae. The record is from the annotation of a GenBank genome assembly.